Messenger RNA from Dendroctonus ponderosae (mountain pine beetle), 1834 nucleotides. Its product is annotated as tyrosine--tRNA ligase, cytoplasmic. The record is from RefSeq and is a predicted model, not a curated record. Gene Ontology annotation, molecular function: tyrosine-tRNA ligase activity; tRNA binding; ATP binding. Bases 164 to 1756 code for a protein of 530 amino acids. NCBI's taxonomy places the organism in Eukaryota, Metazoa, Arthropoda, Insecta, Coleoptera, Curculionidae. Gene Ontology annotation, biological process: tyrosyl-tRNA aminoacylation. The transcript is spliced from 10 exons.
AAGCCCGAGAAGUUAACCUUCAACAAGUGAUGUGGAGUGUAGUUCGAUAGGUUAUAUAUAUAUAUAUAUAUAUGUUAAUUCCAGCAUUUAAUAGAUUAUUUAGCUAUUUACUACUUUUUAUAUAUCAGUGAUUUCCUUACGGUUAAAUAAUUAUUAAGACACCAUGUGUGAAAGACAACUUUCCCCUGACGAAAAGUAUCACCUAAUCGGUAGAAACUUGCAAGAGGUCCUGGGUGAAGACAAGAUUAAGUCCAUUUUGAAAGAGAGAGACCUAAAAAUAUAUUGGGGCACGGCCACUACUGGAAAACCUCAUGUGGCCUAUUUCGUGCCAAUGUCGAAAAUUGCUGAUUUCCUUAGAGCUGGGGCUGAGGUGACGAUUUUAUUUGCCGACCUACAUGCCUACUUGGAUAACUUGAAGGCACCAUGGGAGUUAUUAGCUCUUCGUACAGAAUACUACGAGCAUAGUAUUAAGGCUAUUCUACGCAGCAUAGGAGUCCCAUUGGAGAAGCUAAAGUUUGUUAAGGGUACAGAGUACCAACUGUCUAAAGAGUACACUUUAGAUGUUUACAGGCUGAGUUCAGUAGUGACUGAACAUGAUGCGAAAAAAGCGGGAGCUGAAGUUGUAAAGCAAGUAGAUCAUCCUUUAUUAAGUGGCCUUUUAUACCCAGGGCUUCAAGCAUUAGAUGAGGAGUACCUUAAAGUUGAUGCUCAGUUUGGGGGUGUCGAUCAAAGAAAAAUCUUCACUUUCUCUGAGAAAUACUUACCACAGUUGGGGUAUGCCAAGAGGGCUCAUUUAAUGAAUCCCAUGGUUCCCGGUCUAACUGGAACGAAAAUGUCCUCAUCUGAAGAGGACAGUAAAAUUGAUCUUCUUGAUUCACCAGCCAAUGUAAAGAAAAAGCUGAGAAAAGCCUUUUGUGAGCCAGGCAACAUUGAAAAUAAUGGAAUACUUUCAUUUGUGAAACAUGUUGUGUUUCCCCUGUUAAACGAAACCGAACAAUUCGUUGUUAAGAGAAAAGCAGAGGAUGGUGGCGAUGUCAAUUUUAAAACCUUCGACGCUCUGGAAAAGGCUUUUGCUGAUUUGGCAAUUCACCCUACAGAUUUGAAAUCUGCCGUUGAAGCUCAAAUUAACAGGUUACUGGCACCGGUUAUCAAAGAGUUCGAAGCUCCUGAAUUGAAGAAGCUUUUAGAAAAUGCCUAUCCACAGCCAGGCAAACAAAAAGGAAACAAUCAAGCAACAGCUAAUAAUGCAGAUGAGAUCAUACCUAGUAGAUUGGACAUCAGAGUAGGAAAGGUUGUGAGAGUAGAACGUCAUCCGAAUGCCGACAGCUUAUAUGUUGAACAAAUWGAUCUAGGAGAAGCAGAACCUAGAACUAUAGUGAGCGGUUUAGGUGAAUUCGUUACUAUAGAGGAAAUGCAAAAUCGAUUGGUAGUUGUGCUGUGUAAUUUGAAACCAGUCAAAAUCAGAGGCAUUGAAAGUAAAGGCAUGGUUCUGUGCGCCUCAGUGGAAACACCCCGACAAGUAGAACCUCUUCUUCCACCUGCGGAUGCAAUAAGCGGAGAAAAAAUAGUGUUCGAGAACUACGAAGAUGGCUCUUCAGAUGCAUUAUUGAACCCCAAAAAGAAAAUAUGGGAAAAGUUGCAAGUCGACCUAAAGACUAACUCUGAUGGUUUUGGCCAUUGGCAGGGCAAUGCCAUGUUAACAAAAUCUGGAGGCAAAAUAAGAAGCAAUGCCUUGGCUAAUGCGCCAAUUAAAUAAAACCCCAUUUGACGGAAAAUGCCCAACCUUUGAUAUUUAACUGCUACUAAAUAAUUGAAUAAAUGCAUUUUAGGCUAA